This is a messenger RNA of Coregonus clupeaformis (lake whitefish), 2977 nucleotides long. RefSeq names its product galactosylgalactosylxylosylprotein 3-beta-glucuronosyltransferase 1. NCBI's taxonomy places the organism in Eukaryota, Metazoa, Chordata, Actinopteri, Salmoniformes, Salmonidae. Gene Ontology annotation, cellular component: Golgi membrane. The record is from RefSeq and is a predicted model, not a curated record. Gene Ontology annotation, biological process: carbohydrate metabolic process; chondroitin sulfate proteoglycan biosynthetic process. Gene Ontology annotation, molecular function: galactosylgalactosylxylosylprotein 3-beta-glucuronosyltransferase activity.
AGAGCAAGCAAGAGAGGGAGAGAGCUGAGAAGAGAGAGUAAGCAAAAGAGUGCGUACUGUAUACUACAGAAUGCUCUGCCUUAUCUAUUCCCACUUCUGUAUGCAUGUGAACCGGAGCACGGAGUGAGCCUUGGGAGUAUUUUCUGCUUCUCCUUUCAGCCAGGUGUAUUUCGGGGUUGAACAUUUCAACAGGAACGUCAGCUGCAAUGUUGGCAUGAAAUGAAAUGAAAUGUCUGUCUUGGAGGUGGAACAGAGCUUGAAAACAUAGGAGAGCAAACUGGAUUUAAUGGACUGAAUUGGAUUCUAUGCAGCAAGGGGAAUGCUGUCAAACUGGAGUUACAAUUAAGACUUAAGGGGCUGGCAUUGAGGACGAGUACCCUGCUGCCUGUGGAUCGAAUACUCCCACCCGGACGCACUGCCCGGAUCCGCCUGCUCAGACUCAUAGCUCCUCAGUGGGGCAAAUCACUUUGUCUAGUUCACUGGGGAGAGAUGAGGAAGCUGACUUUAUGGGUUCCAUCUGACACACUAUAGCACCAUCACCACAGACACCACAGGAUUUGCCUCCCUGAGAAAAGCAGGAGAUCCAAUGUCCUUGUAAUGACGUGGCUCAGGUUUGACCUCGGAGAUGCCGAAGAGACGAGACAUUCUGGCCAUCGUGUUGAUCGUGUUGCCUUGGACGCUACUCAUCACUGUUUGGCAUCAGAGUGCCAUCAACCCCUUGCUAGCUGCUCAAAAGGAUGACAGACAUGAGAGUCGGCGAGACUCCCGGAACACCUUCACCCUCAAGAAGCACUGCUCCUCUGAGAACAACAAGGACAUUGUGGAGGUGGUGCGCACCGAAUACGUCUACAGCCGCCAGCCGCCCUGGUCUGAUGUCCUCCCCACCCUCCACGUCGUCACCCCAACCUACAGCCGGCCGGUCCAGAAGGCGGAGCUGACCCGUCUGGCCAACACCUUCCUCCACGUGCCUAACCUGCACUGGAUCCUGGUGGAGGACUCUCAGCGACGAACCCCGCUGGUCACCAGGCUUCUCCGGGAAACAAGCCUGAACUACACUCACCUCAACGUGGAGACACCCAGGACCUAUAAGCUGCGUGGGGACACAAGGGACCCCAGGAUACCCCGGGGAACCAUGCAGAGGAACCUGGCCCUGCGCUGGCUCCGGGAGACCUUCAGCUCCAACAAUAGACACAGCCAGCCAGGUAUCGUCUACUUUGCAGAUGAUGACAACACCUACAGUCUGGAGCUGUUUGAGGAGAUGCGUUCAACUAGGAAGGUGUCGGUGUGGCCUGUAGCCUUUGUGGGCGGCCUGCGCUACGAGUCCCCUAAGGUCAACACCGUGGGCAAGGUGUAUGGAUGGAAGACUGUGUUUGACCCCCACCGACCCUUUGCCAUAGACAUGGCUGGGUUUGCGGUGAACCUCCGCCUCAUUCUCUUUAAGCCUCAGGCCUACUUCAAGCUGUGGGGAGUCAAGGGAGGAUACCAGGAGAGCAGCUUACUGCGGGAGCUGGUCACCCUCAAUGACCUGGAGCCCAAGGCUGCUAAUUGCACUAAGGUACUUGUAUGGCACACUAGGACAGAGAAGCCUGUUCUGGUGAAUGAGGGAAAGAAAGCGUUUACCGACUCCAACGUGGAGAUAUGAAACGUCUUCCAACACAGGUAAUAAGAAAGCUUUAAAGUGACUGGGAUUAUGUAAGAUUGAAAAAUUACUGUACCUUUCCCAAAGUUUUACAACCCUAUGUCUGAGGGCCAACCUGUCUUUCUGAGCUUCUGUGAGCUUAUUAUUAUUAUUAUAUUAAAGCAUUUAAUAUUAUAUUAUUAUUCGUAGAGUAAACCUUUGCCGAAUCUAUCUGAAUUUGUAUAACAGGGAUGUUAUGAUUUCAUUAAAUAAAAACUUGACAGAUGAUCCAUACUAAAAAGCUAUUUUUAUGGUUUAAUGUCUAUGGUUUCCGGAACCCCUCUUCAAAACCAUUUGUCUAAACAAUUCUCUCCAUGUUUGGUAGUAAUGAGAAUGUAACGAUGAAUUCAUUUUUUCUUAAUUAUGUAUUUUCUUUGCCCAUCUCCUAAGCCCAAAUACCAAUGAGUUAUUACAGGUAAUAAAUAUAUGGCUGGGAUUCCAAAUGGACUGACAAAAGACAAGCUCCAGGCAGGCAGGCAGGAUCGGAGUGAAAUAUGUAUUUACAGUAAUAGCACUGUAAAGGGAGUCAGACAGCCACCUUGUCUACUACAAGCAGCACACAGCCACGUAUCAAUACAGGCGUAGAAUAUCAAAGCAUAGAUUCAUAGAGGAUGGUGAUACUGUAUCUAGCUAAGCGCUUUACUGAUGCAUCGAUGGAAGCUGAACACGUGGAGCUAGCCAGUCGCCAGAGUGCAGCUUAAGACAAAAGACUGUUGGCGGUUCAGACUACUGUCAGCGGUUCAUACAGUGGCCAAUAAGAAGCAUCCUCAACCCAGCCGACACAAAGCAACCAUCCAAUCAACAUCCUCAAAACCAGGUACUGGACCAAACAUGACCAAUCAGGGGCCCCGAAUGGCCCUUGUUUACUGGUGAUUGGGCUCCCUUUGUCAUGGAGCGGACUGUUCUUGGGGUGGAUAAAGGGGUCCUUGUCUGACUCGAGUCAGCAUUGACUGACAGACUGAUCUGGAGAGGACAUGAACCCUUCUCACGUCCCACUGUAAAACACUGAGCUAUUCAGACAGCUCCGCUCCCUCAAAUCACUAAUUAGGACACGUCUCACACACACAAACACGUCUCACACACAUACACAGAUAUGUGUGCACAGUGUACACACAUACAAAUGCCUGUGCACACACACACACACACACACACAUACACACAAACACACACACACACAGACAUGCACACACAUACAUGAGCUGGUGCGCAUGCGUGCACGCACAUGCACACAGACACAACCAUCCAUCCACAGAGUAGUCAUCAGAAUAGUCAUCAGAGUAGUCAUCAGAAUAGUCAUCA